CUUCGCCCGACCCCCUCGCUCCCAUAUCUCGUCAACUCCAUGGUCACAUCUCCGAGACUCGACCAGCCAAAGUCUCUCCUUGUCAUUCUGGAUCUGAAUGGUGUUUUGGCCUUCCGCAAGAAGAGGACUAAAGGCUACCACCCUAGACCGAACCUCGAUCCUUUCCUCGACUACCUCUUCGCCAACCACCACGUUAUGAUCUGGUCAAGCGGAAUGCCCGAGAACGUUGAGCGCAUCAUGGAGAAGAUGUUGACCCCCGAGCAGCGCGAGAGAUUGGUUGCCAUCUGGUCGCGCGACAAACUUCGCAUACCUCCCAAUCUUUUCGCGGAGAAGGUCCAAGUCUACAAACAAUUGAGUUGGGUCUGGGAAGAUUCUACUUUACGGACAAACGCACCAUUGGGAGGUUGGAGUCAAAGAGAUACAGUACUGGUGGACGAUUCCAUCGACAAAGCUGCUGCUGAACCUCACAAUCUGAUCCAAGUGGACGAAUUCAUCAACAGCGCUGCUCAAAAGGAGAAUACAACCCUGCUAGAAGUCAUCGACUACCUGGAGCGUAUCCGCUGGCACGAGAAUGUCAGUGCGGAGAUGCGUGUUGUACCUUUUAUUGCACGCCAGGCUUGA
Molecule: messenger RNA, 621 nt
Organism: Aureobasidium pullulans EXF-150
Lineage: Eukaryota; Fungi; Ascomycota; Dothideomycetes; Dothideales; Saccotheciaceae
Product: HAD-like protein
Exons: 1
Molecular function (GO): phosphoprotein phosphatase activity
Source: RefSeq, a predicted model, not a curated record